Messenger RNA from Populus nigra (black poplar), 1872 nucleotides. Its product is annotated as E3 ubiquitin-protein ligase APD2-like. The record is from RefSeq and is a predicted model, not a curated record. The transcript has 10 exons. Lineage: Eukaryota; Viridiplantae; Streptophyta; Magnoliopsida; Malpighiales; Salicaceae. Bases 238 to 1680 code for a protein of 480 amino acids.
CGAGGAGAAGAAGAGAAGGCUGCUAGGUGAGACUGUCCGAAGUGCGUUCUCCCAAUCCCACAACCGCCGUCACGUCACCAAAGCAUCUGCCGACCUUCCUAUUUCCCACUCCAGUUACAGAAGAAACAGAGUAGAAUUAUCUAUUUGCUUGUUCAUUUUCUUUUUGGGAAUUCUCUAUAGUAUGCUGUUAUAUGCUUUCACGUUUUGAGCGCUUGUAAAUUAAUUUGUCACGGAUCAAUGGAAGAACCACAACGUAACGAACAGCAUCAACUUGUACCUGCAACGUCUUCUUUUGCAUCAACUUACGUUGAUGGUCCCUCUACAUCAUCAGUUUCUGCUUCUCAUCUCGUCGUCGAAGAAAAUCAACAAGAGAAUGACGAGUCAGUAAACAUCGAGGGUAACUCUGCUGGUCAUCACCACGACCAAGAACAGGAAAGAGAGCACCCUUCUUCUGCUGUGUCUUAUCGUUUAAAUACAUCCAUGUCCAACGCAGCAGCUAAUCAGAUGAGAGAUGAUGUUUGGUCAUGCCUAGCUGUUCUCAUUGCUUUCUGGUUCUUUGCUUCCUUGACCAUCAUUCUUGGAUACUAUGGAUCUGUGAGCUUGGAAUUGGGGCCGAAUUGCUCACGCCUUGUACAACCUAACCCAUUAUUUGUUCAGUCUCUUAAAGCAGGGGAGUUAGGUAAGCCAAAACCUGGACCGAUAUUAUAUGGAUUUUACAAGCCUCCGCCUUUGGAUGUUGAAAUCACCUGGACGCAACAACAUGAUGCAGUUGUACCAAAGGAUUUUCACAAGGAGUGGGCGCUCUUUCUGAACAAAGGGUCUAAAGUGGACAUCUCUUACAGUAUUAAAUCCCUUGGCGCCUCUCCUUUGUCCCUUGUGAUUGCCCAAGGUACAGAAAGCCUUAUUGAGUGGAUAGAUGAUCCAUCAUACCCUAACACAACUUUGUCUUGGAAUAUCAUAAAUGGAAGUGGUAACAUCCAACAGGAAAUUCCAACAUCAUCUUCUUAUUAUAUUGCUGUGGGAAAUUUUAACUCAGAGGAAGUGAAGGUGGAGCUGAAGUUCAUUGUGAAAUCUUUAAUCUAUGACAUAAAUCAGGCAUAUUACAGUUGCCCCCUCAGUAAUCAUUUAUGCAGUUUACAGCUGUUUCUCUUAGGGACAACUACUGCUGUCCUUACGUCUCCGGGCCCUGCUGAGGGUGCUUCAGAUGAAGACUGGUAUGUCAAAUUGUCUUAUGGGCCAAGAUGGAUCGUAUAUAUUAUUGGAUCAGGUGUGAUGACUGUCCUACUCUUGCUAGCCUUGAGAUUGUGUACUAUGUUCCGACCUCCCGGCAGAGAUGGAUAUCAAGCAGGAGAAAUAGAAUCUGAACGAACUCCGUUGCUUUCUCAAAAAGACGAUGACAGCUCAAGCUGGGGUUCAUCUUAUGAUUCCAAUUUACAUGAAGAGGAGGAUCUGGAAAAGUGGCUUGCGGUAAAUUGUAUAGAAGGAAAAUCAGUGGCAGAAGGGGAAAAUCUGCGCCGUCUUUGUGUCAUUUGCUUCGAUGCCCCGAGGGACUGCUUCUUUCUUCCAUGUGGCCACUGUGCUGCUUGUUUUACCUGUGGAACAAGGAUAGCUGAAGAGGUUGGCGCUUGCCCCAUAUGUCGUAGGAGCCUGAAGAAAGUGAGGAAGAUAUUUACAGUUUGAGCAGUAUGAGCAUUACCUGCAGACUCUCUCUGUCAACGUAAACCUUUUCUACGAUCCACUGAAUACAUUUUUUUUCUGUUUCGUGGAUUCAAUUCAUACAGCUUUUGUAAAAAGAGAUGGUUCCAUGUAGGAUUGUGUAAGAAAAUUGCUGGAACUAAUGAUGAUUUGACAAUCAGAUUAGCUCGUGCUGAA